AUUUUAUUCACCCCGAGCCUUAACUUCCACUCCGGUCAAUUUUUCGAAGGUCACUCACGUUUCCUCGAAAAUGCUGUCAAGAUCAUUACUCGUCUCGCGACAGAUUGUCAAAUCGGCUAACGCAGUCCAGUCUGUCCGCCAUGGGAGCGCCAGUUUGAGGGAGAUUGCUGUCAAGCACCACAAUGAUCUGGAUGCUUUACCCAUUCCACAUGGCUGCUGGAAGACAGAUUUUAAGGCCAAGGAUACCAAGUACAACAUAAAUAUUGCCCUCCUCCUAGUCUUGAAUUUCGCCACUUAUGGAUUUAUCAAAAAGGUGUGUCCUGGUACAGAUGCAAGGGCUCGACCAACUACCUUCAAGGUGGAUCCACCCAUCUUUAACACUUACGAUGAAUGAUUUAGCCCGGAAGAGGAUGUUGUGAAUGUGUGCACUCCAGACAUUGAUUUUAUUUGUAGAAAUGUUCAGUGUUAAAAUAGAACAGAUUGGAAGAGUUAAAAGAAUGAGGAACAACAUUGAUAUAGGAUUUUACAACAAUAACAUUGUGUCAAUAGGAAGUUUUGAACUGUCAGAGAUGCAAAUUGCGUAUUUAACAUUCAAAAGUACAGAAUGUUAAAUUGUCUUCUUCAGAAUAUUUUGUAAUGCAUGUUUGGAGUUUUUGAAGAGUACUUUUUGUUGUAUGUUAGCACUGGGUAAAUAAAUUGAAAAUGAAUAUCUUACACAAUUGUUUUUGGCUCAAAACUAAAUAAAGUGUGAUUAAGUGGAAUGAGUAUUUAUCAGAUAGAGGUAAAAUAUUUUUAAUUAAUAAAUUAAGUCAAGAAUUUAA
Mizuhopecten yessoensis (Yesso scallop) is the source of this 821-nucleotide messenger RNA. RefSeq lists its product as uncharacterized. The record is from RefSeq and is a predicted model, not a curated record. The transcript has 3 exons. Lineage: Eukaryota; Metazoa; Mollusca; Bivalvia; Pectinida; Pectinidae. The coding region runs from base 71 to 394 and encodes 107 amino acids.